GUUCCUGUAACAAUGUUACACUUGAAGUGUAUCAUUCUGUCAUAUGUACAUGAGCAAAUGUCAUCUGUUAACCUUUAAAAAAAUGUUCAAAACACUCGCCGUUUCUGCCGCUAGAUUUGCAAUUUUAUCAACAAAAUCGGCCUCAAAAUGUCUUAUAAACACCAUUCCCAAACCAACAGUGUCGCAGUUACUUCCUCAAUCUAACAGAAGUUUGUGCUCAAUCGUAACCUCUAAUCUACAACAGAAACCUUUGCUGCAACCCCUACCUCAAAUCAGCAAUGAAAUAACUAGAACGUUGACUAAAUACUCGUUCAGAAAGGGCAAAAGGAAAUCUCAGAAGAAAGCCUAA
This is a messenger RNA of Acanthoscelides obtectus, 349 nucleotides long. NCBI's taxonomy places the organism in Eukaryota, Metazoa, Arthropoda, Insecta, Coleoptera, Chrysomelidae. The record is from the annotation of a GenBank genome assembly.